UGCGCAAACUAGCCACAAGUAGCCGGUGAUCUGAGAUAGUUCUAAACAUAGGUUGAAGACGUACAGCAUCUCGUCGUUACGGUACCGGUGUGUGAAUUCUAACCGGGUGAAGCCUAAUUCUGACCUUGAGCAGGCUAAAUCUAAACGAGAACGUCUUUAAGCGUCGCUGAGGAGCCUCAAGACAAAGGCUCUGCGCGCUACAUUUCUCUCCACCUAGGUCUCUCGAGACCUGAGGACAGUCCCGUUACCCGGCCGGUACAGAAACCUUACUUCCAGUUUGAUGUCCCGCGCCCAGACGCAGUUCACGGGAGGGGCCCGUUAGAACGGAGUUGAGUUAACAGCCGCCAAAUGGGUGAUUAGGGAUUAGCGGGUAUUUAAUAUGGUCACGUGAUCCCUGCUCAAGGAACUUACACACACAAAUGAAGCAGCCAGUGUCAGCAAAGUCUGAAUGUGUAUGUGUGUGUGUGUGUGUCAGUGUAAGCAGAGACAGAGUGGCUAUAGGAGGGUGUGACCUUCAUCCCCCCUGCCCUGACCCCUGAACCCUGACCCCUGACGCAUGCACGGGAGACCCUCCGCAGCACCCAGGUCUCCAGAGUGUGGCUCUCCUGUUAGCAGCAUGUUCUACGGCUCCUCCUCCGGGGCCAGCAUGUCCCUCCCCUCCAAGAGCCGCCUGAAACGCCAGAGCAGAACCUUCACCCAGGUUCUGUACCGGACGUUGAGUUACCGGGACCGCGCCCCGGUGGAGCACACCUCCAGAGAGCGCCGCUCCGUCACCGAGCCCCCUGACCGCCCGGCCGACGACCCCUCAGAGCUGUCCACCCAGAGCUCCGCCCCCGGCGUGCUCAAGAUCUUCGGGGACGCCGUCUGUCCCGGCGCCAACUACAAGUCUGUCCUGGCCACGCCCACCUCCAGCGCCCGUGAGCUGGUGAAGGAGGCACUGGACCGCUACUCCCUCAACAAGGCCAACGCCCACGCCUACGUGCUCUGCGAUGUGAUUGGGCGUCUGGAGGGCGGGGCCGGGGAGGGGGAGACGGAGGGUCCAGGGUGGCGUGCAGAGUGCCUGCGGGCCCUGGGGGACACAGAGAAGCCCCUCCUGCUGCAGCAGCUGUGGAGGCCUCGCCAGGGACACGCCCGCAGGUUCGAGCUGAGGAGCCGGGCGGAGGUGGAGGAGCUCAACGCCAAGGACAAGGACACGGUCACCGCCGACAUCAACGCCCAGGCCCGUAAGCUCCAGAGGAACAGGGCCAAGGGAACUCUGCCCCGCGCCGGCUCCUCUCUGGGCCGCAGCCUCAGCGAGACCAGCCUCAACCAGCUGGGAACAGGGGAGGAGCUUAAGCGGUACUACUCCACCCUUCCCGGGCCCCUGAGGUCCCGCGGGGGGAGGGAGGGGGGGGUCCCGGCUCGGAAGAAGGAGGAGGGGAGUCAGGGGGGAGGAGGGGUGAGACUCUCUCUCUACCAGUCCCCUCACCUGCUGCUGCUACAGGGCUUUAACAAGCAGGACUGCCUGGUGUACCUGCUGAACCGGGACCAGCAUACUGUGGGGCAGGAGACUCCGUCAGCACGGCCUAACAUCAGCCUGUCCUCCCCGGACAUCCUGCCCCUGCACUGCCUCCUGCGCCGCAUCCCCGCCCCGGCAACCUCCUCCUCCGCCGCCUCCCGGCGCCGCGGCAACGCCUCCAGUCCGCCCCCCGUCUCCGAGGAGCGUUUCUGCGUGGCGGCGGAGCCCGUGCCGCAGGCGGCGGUGAUGGUGAACUUCUCGCGGUGCGAGCGCUCCACGCCACUGAGGCACGGCGACCUGCUGUCCUUCGGAGCGCACUACAUCUUCCUGUAUAAGGACCCUGCGGGGGCCAAGCCCCUCCCCGCCCAGACGCUGACCCGCCUGCGCUCCCUGGGCCAGCUGUACGACACCGGGGGGGUGGGGGGAGAGGGGGCCGGAGAGGGGGGCGGGGAUGGGGAGGUCUGUAGGAUGUGCGGGUCUGUGUUGAAGAACAAGGCUGCUGGCCCCGCCCCUCGACGCAGCUUCAAGCCCCACCUGGUGAAGGCCCGGGGGGCGGGGCCUGGUGGGGCAGGGGCGGGGCCUGUUGGGGCGGGGCCUGGUGGGGCGGGGCCUGGUGGGGCGGGGCCUGGUGGGGCGGGGCAGAAGAGGCGUCUGCAGCUGGAGUAUGAGCAGGCUCAUGAAGACGCUCUGCUGAGCAGGAUCAUGACCCUGAUAGAACCUGGAGGUGACGACCACAAGCUGACCCCAGCCUACCUGCUGUGUCUGGUCCUGCAACACUCUGCCUCCUCCUUCCCAGGGUGCUUUGGGAAGCUGCUACUGAAGAUAGCACGGCGGGUCCAGACCGUGGCCUGGGAGAAGACAAAGGAGCUGGCACAGAAGCAAGCUCAGCAUCAGGAUCCAGCCUCCCUGGCUCUGCUCUCCAUCUCUGACCUGCUCCCAGACCUUCAGGUCAUCUUCUUCUGGAUGUCCAACUCCAUCGAGCUGCUGUACUUCAUCCAGCAGAGAGUCCCCACAUACACACACACCAUGGAGACCCCCACAGGUUCCAAAGAGUCGUUGCUGUCAGCAACCAUCUCAGCCAAUGAGGAGGCCAUGACGAUCUUGGAAGAGGUGAUCAUGUACACCUUCCAGCAAUGCGUGUACUACAUCACCAAGUCUCUCUACGUGGUCCUCCCAGGUCUGCUGGAGUGUAACCCUUUUCCAGACAGCAGCUCUGAGCCCUGGAGAGGAUCCAGCUGUCCUGAAGCUGUCCACAGAGUCCUGCAGGUGUUCCAGUACUGUCAGGAUCUCCUCCAGGGAUACCAGGUCCACCCAGAGAUCCAGGCCCAGAUGUUCUCCUAUCUCUUCUUCUUCUCCAACGUGUCGCUCUUCAACCAGCUGAUGGACAAAGGCCCCUCUCGAGGCUGGUUCCAGCGCUCCAGGGUUCUCCAGAUCCAGGCGUGUGUGCGGAUGGUUCUAGAAUGGGCCAGGAAGGCAGGACUGAGACACCUGGCUGAGAAGUUCUUCACCAAGUUCAACAGUGCUGUCAGCAUCCUGGCCACCCCCCCUCAGCAGCUCACACAGCGGAGCUGGAGGACUCUGAGUGGGGAGCACCCUUGUCUGAAGCCAGUGCAGCUGCAGAGAGUGCUGACUCAGUACCAGCAGGCAGCAGAGAUACCAGGACCCAUCCCAGCAUGGCAGCCAUGCAGCGAACAGGAGGCCUGCCUCUACAGGACAGUGGACCUGCUGGAGAGCUUUGAGAACCACCCCCCCAUCAUGCUACCCAGCGGGGGCUUCAGGGUGGACCUGGACCACCCCUCCAUAGACGACAACAUCUACCGCCAGCUGCUCUACGUCCGGCACUACCUCUGGGGGCUGCGCUCCAAGACUCACACACACCCCGCCACGCACAACAACAACACACACAACAACACACACAACAACACACACGUCAGCACACACACACACACCGGGAGCAGCUGCACCAAAGAGUGGCAGGAGGCACAGCUGGACCCCCCUCACAGCAGCCCUCGGCCCGGGGGGGGAGGACUGGGAGAGGACAGGGGGAGGGACAGACCGCCCGGCCAAUCACACAACAUACUGAGGAAGAACGGCCCCGCCCCCCAAAUGAGACCGGCCAAUCCCGACCCCUCCUGCCUGUUGACUCCGCCCAACACCCCUCUGUACCCCGAGGGGGGCGGGCCUGGGCCUGGCCCCGCCCCCCAGACCAAUGGCUGCUGCAGGGGUGUGAACUCUGACCCCUGCAAGACCAACGGCCUGGUCCCCAAUGGCUUGGAAGGGAGUGUUAGUGGGUGUGAAUUCCCCUCCCUCUCUGAUGAAGGUGUGUGUGUGGUGUUUGUAGUGGAACUCAGCAAAGGACCUUUCGGCUUGGGCAUGGGACUCAUAGAUGGACUGCACACCCCUCUGAAUGCUCCUGGUAUCUACAUCAGGACGUUGAUACCGGAUGGGCCCGCUGCGUCUGACGGUAGACUCCGCAUCGGGGACCGGAUCCUGGCCGUUAACGGGACCAGCCUGAUUGGAGCCGACUACCAGAGUGCCGUGGAUCUGAUUCGUCUGGGUGGAGGUCGUCUGAGGUUUCUGGUGGCCAAGUCAGACCUGGAGGUGUCUGAGAAAAUCAGCGCCUCCUCCUGCUAAUACCACUGCUCGUCCUCCUCCUCCACAUAAUACUGCUCCUCCUC
Molecule: messenger RNA, 4176 nt
Organism: Hypomesus transpacificus
Lineage: Eukaryota; Metazoa; Chordata; Actinopteri; Osmeriformes; Osmeridae
Gene: radil
Product: Ras association and DIL domains
Exons: 19
Coding region: 557-4132 (1191 amino acids)
Biological process (GO): neural crest cell migration; signal transduction; substrate adhesion-dependent cell spreading
Cellular component (GO): microtubule
Molecular function (GO): GTPase binding
Source: RefSeq, a predicted model, not a curated record